This is a messenger RNA of Aegilops tauschii subsp. strangulata, 1549 nucleotides long. Its product is annotated as bidirectional sugar transporter SWEET6b-like. Gene Ontology annotation, biological process: carbohydrate transport. Gene Ontology annotation, cellular component: membrane. Gene Ontology annotation, molecular function: sugar transmembrane transporter activity. Lineage: Eukaryota; Viridiplantae; Streptophyta; Magnoliopsida; Poales; Poaceae. The record is from RefSeq and is a predicted model, not a curated record.
AUCUAGCUUCAUGUAAGCAUGCAAAGUUGAUUUUUUACAUCCAAUUUGACCAAUUGCAGAAAAAAUCAAUCCUCUCCACUUGAAGGUAGGUGAUGCACACAGAUUUCUUCUUACCUUGCAAGCGCCGUUGGAUGAAGACAGUAGGCAUGAUCAUGGACAAACGCAUGCCGUCUUGCUGUCCCUCCUCGGCUUGCCUCGAUCUUGCAGGAGAGGAGGACAUUGUUUAUUUGCGUAGGACUGUCGGGGGAUAAUUGGAUCGAGUAGGAGUUGUUACGUGGAAGAGGAGUAGCUAGCUGGGCGAUCCUUUGGCUAGGUGAUGAGGAAGAAAUUGACACGGCCGGCCGUUGUAUGGGAGCACGGCCAGAGAUGGACUUCGAUAAGGUCUGCACCCAAAUCAGAAAGUUUGGCCACCCUUAACAAUAUCCUCAUCGGACAUAACUUGGGGAAGGCGAAGGCGUACCCCCUACUAUAUAAGCUCCGCCACCCACGCCCCAAACAAAUCACAACCAACCUUCCUCAAGUCGUUUGUUCCCCCGAGCAAUCGAUCGAUCUUGCUGAGCAUCAUGGUUUCCGCCGUCGUGGCCCGCAACAUCGUGGGCAUCAUUGGCAAUGUCAUCUCCUUCGGCCUCUUCCUCUCCCCUGUGCCGACGUUCUGGCGUAUCUACAAGGCCAAGGACGUGGAGGAGUUCAAGCCGGACCCCUACCUGGCGACGCUCAUGAACUGCCUGCUCUGGUUCUUCUACGGGCUCCCUGUCGUCCACCCCAACAGCACCCUCGUCCUCACCAUCAACGGCAUCGGCCUCGUCAUCGAGGGCACCUACAUCAUCAUGUUCAUCAUCUACGCGGCCAAGAACACAAGGUGGAAGAUGCUCGGCGUGCUCGCCAUCGAGGCGGCGUUCAUGGCUGCCGUGGUGGCCGGUGUGCUCGUCGGCGCCCACACCCACGAGAAGCGCUCCAUGAUCGUAGGCAUCCUCUGCGUCAUCUUCGGCUCCAUCAUGUACGCCUCCCCGCUCACCAUCAUGGGUAAAGUGAUCAGGACCAAGAGUGUGGAGUACAUGCCAUUCUUCCUGUCGCUGGUAAACUUCCUCAACGGUCUCUGCUGGACGGGCUAUGCGCUCAUCAAGUUUGACAUCUACAUCACGAUCCCCAAUGCCCUUGGUACAAUCUUCGGCCUCGUCCAGCUGAUCCUCUACGGGUACUACUACAGAUCGACCCCCAAGAAGGGCAAGAACGUCGAACUGCCCACCGUCCUCACCAAAAACGCCGUUACCAGUGGCGACGUCUCGGUCACCAUUGAGAAAUAAGCUUGGCGUGGUUUUUAGCCCUAAAGAUUUUGAGUAGUUAAUACUGGAUGAUACUUCAACAGGUCUGAUGUUAAUUAGUAGUACUUUUUGUUAGGUAGUAGAGUCUGAGAUUGCCUUUAAUUUUGUGAACCAUUGUCGUUUGUCCGAGACUACAGUGCAAAUUGCAAGUGUAUAAUAUAAAUACCAAUGCAGCUGAGUUAUCCCAGAGAUAUAUUAUGACACCACGUAUGCCUGCCUGUUUUCAA